AUGCGUAAACUGAGAGAAGCGGCGGAGAAGAGGAAGAUUCAGAAUCGGAUGGCGCAGAGGAGGUAUCGGGAGAAUUUGAAGAGGAAGUUGGAGGGUUGUGUUGAAACCGCGACAAGUGAGGGAGAAACUGAUGGUGGGUUUAGAGAGUUGGUGGAGAGAAGUGAGGUGGAGGCAAGAGAUUUAAGGUUUGAAGAAGUGAUGUUGGGAUUCGAUGAUCCUUUAGAUGGGUUUGGAGAUGAGAGAUUUUGUUUUGAUCUUACAAACGAACUCAAUUGCUCGCCGUUAUCCUCACCUUCGAUUACUUCUCCGCCUCCCUCCUACGACUCCCCAGACAACUUACCUUACCUUACCAAACCCAACACCACACCCCAAAUCCCUCUCCUCCACCUCGCCGUCACAUCCUCAAAUCCAAACAUCAUAUCCAUACUCCUCGACCACGGCAUAUCGACAACCACGAUCGACAGCACCGGCAAAACAGCUUUACAUCUUGCUGCCUCCUUAGGAAAAACAGAGAUAGUAACUUUGAUGAUAGACAAAGGAGUGGAUAUGGAGGUACGGGAUGGGGAGGGGAGGACUGCGUUGAUGAUCGCUGUUGAAGGCGGGUGGGAGGAGUGUGUGAGGGUUCUGGUUGAGGGGGGAGCUGGGCUGGGUGGGUAG
Messenger RNA from Glarea lozoyensis ATCC 20868, 657 nucleotides. Its product is annotated as Ankyrin repeat-containing protein. The coding region runs from base 1 to 657 and encodes 218 amino acids. The record is from RefSeq and is a predicted model, not a curated record. The transcript has 2 exons. Gene Ontology annotation, cellular component: nucleus; cytoplasm. NCBI's taxonomy places the organism in Eukaryota, Fungi, Ascomycota, Leotiomycetes, Helotiales, Helotiaceae. Gene Ontology annotation, molecular function: protein binding.